Planococcus citri (citrus mealybug) is the source of this 1306-nucleotide messenger RNA. RefSeq names its product kallikrein-15-like. Gene Ontology annotation, molecular function: serine-type endopeptidase activity. The transcript has 9 exons. Gene Ontology annotation, biological process: proteolysis. Lineage: Eukaryota; Metazoa; Arthropoda; Insecta; Hemiptera; Pseudococcidae. Bases 31 to 1188 code for a protein of 385 amino acids. The record is from RefSeq and is a predicted model, not a curated record.
ACAAGUUAUUCAAAAUAGAAUUGAUGGUCUAUGUUAGAGAAAAGACGCGUUUUUAAACAUGUACUAAUAUUUUCAGUUCAAAGUAAUUCGCCAAAACCAGAAAGUUGUGUUAAUUGCGCUAAAAUGACUAUCCAAAUGAAAUGUGUUAUGUGGACGUGCAUUUCUAUACUCGUAUUGAGCAUCAUAGUCUCGAGUAAAGCAGAAGGAGAACUGAGUAAAACCUCAAAUCAGCCAACCACAAAUACCAGCGCAGACGUUAAAUCAAAAAUUUCUCUGAACUCCACAAACAACCCAACAGCGACGACAAACUCCAAAGAUGCAGUAUCUGUAGCCCUGCAAAAAUGUGCGGAAUACGCUAAUUAUCGAUACGUCAAGAAAUUGCAACCGCCAAUGGCUGGAAAACCAGAACAAUCGUUCAACACAAUGGACUGCGCGAAUGUAGAACCUCUAAUCGUCGGAGGAAUACAAGCGAAACCUAAAGAAUACCCUCAUAUGGCUCUGAUCGGUUCCGGAAGCAGUUUCGAAAAGGUUUCAUGGAAUUGUGGUGGCUCAUUGAUAAGUGAAAAAUUCGUUCUGAGUUUAGCACGAUGCCACCAAGAUGUUUCUUUACAUGGACCAACACAAUGGGUUUUAUUAGGAGACCUGAAAGUAAAUUCGAAAACAGACGACGCCAAGCCAGCUGUUUAUAAAAUAAAAAAAGUCUAUCAACAUCCAAAUUAUACAUCAAAGUCAAGAUUACACGAUAUUGCUCUUUUCGAAUUGAAUACUACCGUUGAAAUGAGUCCAUAUGUGCGACCAGCGUGUCUAUAUACAUCCACCUCGGUUCCAGUAAACACCACAGGAAAGAUUACUGGAUGGGGAAGAACAAGUGCAGUCGAAAGAACCAGCGAUCAUUUAUUAAAAGCCAGCAUUUCGUUCCUCGAUGAUAAAAAAUGCGUUGAAAAUUUUGGAAAUGAUUACGACCCUAAUUCAAUGAUAUGUGCUGGAGAAUUUGUCCAUGGCGCAGAUACAUGCCCAGGUGACUCCGGAGGUCCACUACAGAAACCGGUGGAUAAACAAGUAUGCAUGUGGAAUAUAUUAGGAAUCACAUCUUUUGGAUCGGCAAUAUGUGGAGAUAUGGAAACACCAGGAGCCUAUACCAAAGUUGCAUUUUACCUCGAAUGGAUUAAAAAUAUCGUGUGGCCCUGAAAGAUGCUCCAAUCUUAAUUAAUAAUACAAAAAAUUGUCUUUAAAAAAUUUGAAAUAUAUUCGACCUUGUAUUACCACUGUAUAAUAAAGCAUACAUUUUUACCGACUUUGCCGUGAA